Molecule: messenger RNA, 4499 nt
Organism: Nothobranchius furzeri (turquoise killifish)
Lineage: Eukaryota; Metazoa; Chordata; Actinopteri; Cyprinodontiformes; Nothobranchiidae
Gene: naa25
Product: N-alpha-acetyltransferase 25, NatB auxiliary subunit
Biological process (GO): N-terminal peptidyl-methionine acetylation
Cellular component (GO): cytoplasm; NatB complex
Molecular function (GO): protein binding
Source: RefSeq, a predicted model, not a curated record
AGAAAAAAAAAAUCCUUUAAUCGCGCUCGAUGCGGCUCGAAGUGCGCAUGCGUGAACCUUUAACCAGCAGGUAAACUCCACCAUGGCGGCCAGAGGCCAUGUGCAAGAUCCCAACGACAGGCGACUCAGACCUAUAUACGACUACCUUGAUAAUGGCAACAAUAAAAUGGCAAUUCAGCAGGCAGAUAAGCUGCUGAAGAAACACAAGGACCUGCACUGUGCCAAGGUCUUAAAGGCCAUUGGCCUUCAGAGGACGGGGAAGCAGGAUGAAGCUUUUGCUUUGGCCCAUGAGGUGGCCAUGCUAGAGCCCACUGAUGACAACUCGCUUCAGGCUCUGACUAUCCUGUACAGAGAGAUGCAUCGACCGGAGCUGGUCACUAAGCUGUAUGAGGCUGCGGUGAAGAAGGUUCCUCUCAGUGAGGAGUAUCACUCACACCUCUUCAUGGCCUACGCUCGCGUGGGAGAGUACAAGAAGAUGCAGCAGGCGGGAAUGGCCUUGUAUAAAAUUGUUCCUAAGAAUCCGUAUUACUUCUGGUCCGUCAUGAGUCUCGUCAUGCAGGCAAUCUCAGCUAAAGAUGAGAAACUGGCUCAAACAAUGUUCCUGCCUCUGGCUGAACGAAUGGUGGAGAAAAUGGUGAAGGAGGACAAGAUUGAGGCGGAAGCAGAGGUGCAGCUUUAUUUUAUGAUCCUGGAGCGGCUGGGGAAGUACGUAGAAGCCCUGGAGGUGAUCAGGGGUCCACUUGGAGAGAAGCUGACCAGUGAGCUGCAGAGCAGAGAAAGCAAGUGUAUGAUGCUCUACCGGCGACUCGAACGCUGGCCGGAGUGUAACGCUCUGGCUCACAAGCUGCUCCUCAAAAAUCCUGACGACUGGCAGUUCUACCCCUAUUACUUUGACUCGCUCUUCCAUCUGAUGGAUCAGUCAUGGAGCCCGCCAGAAGGAGAGCCCUGCUCAGAGGGUGCGGUACACCACACUGUGGCUGAGGUGGUGAGGUUUGUGGAGGAGAGAAUCAAGGAGCAAGACGGCAAAGAGUCCCGCUCCCUCAGAGGGCCUUAUUUAGCUCAACUGGAACUAAUACACAGACUGAGAGAACGAGGCUUCCCUGAAGAAAACCUGCCAGGUGAGCCUUUAGAUCUGAUGGUCCAGUUCUUUGUAAAGUUUGGAGACAAACCCUGCUGUAUCACCGACCUGAAGAUCUACCUUCAUCUGCUCUCUCCAGACCAGCAUGUUCAGUUCAUCAACCGUCUGAGUGAAGCCGUGCCCCUGGGGCAGCAGGGAGUCGAGGGCUUUGCCUUCCCACAGGACACCAAGGCCUUGCAGAGGCACCUGUGUGUUUGUCAGCUGAGUCGAGCUCUUGGCCUGCAUCACUCUCUCGAUGUCAGCGGGAAACUGCGCCUCAUCGUGGAGCUCAAGGCUCACUAUCGUCAUGGUCUGAAGUUUGGUAACGAUGCCCUGAAGACGGAGCUGCAGUUCUCCGACAUGUACUGCCUCAUGGCAGCUCAUGUAUACAUCGACUUGUGGACUGAGACAGGUGAUAUGGACAUGGUGUGGCAGUGUUUAGGGUUCCUGCUGGAGGGUCUGGCUAACAGUUCAUCCAAUGCCCAGUUCAAGCUGCUGCUGCUGCUUCUCUACUGUCGUCUGGGAGCCUUUGAGCCUGUGGUGGACCUUUACUCCAGUUUGGAUGCAAAGCACAUACAGCAUGACACCAUAGGGUUCCUCCUGACACGCUACGCUGAGCCUCUGGGUCAGUUUGCUGCAGCCUCUCAGUCGUGUAACUUCUCCCUCAGGUUUUUCCACUCAAACCAGAAAGAUACCUCAGAGUACAUCAUCCAGGCAUACAAGUACGGAGCAUUUGAGAAAAUCCCAGAGUUCAUCGCUCUCAGGAACAGGUUGAACCAGUCGCUGCAUUUUGCCCAGGUCCGCACAGAGAGGAUGCUGCUGGACUUGUUCCUAGAAGCUGAUAUUGUUUUGAGUCUAGAGGAGAGCGUGAAGGCCAUGUCUUUGUCUGCAGAAGAGGAUGACAUUCCCUGGGACAGUUUAAGGGACAACAGAGACCUCACUGUGUUUACCAACUGGGAUCCUAAAGAAAAACAGUUAACUGAUGGACACCGGAUUCAGUCUCUGGAGGAGGAGACCGUGUGGCUGAGGAUACGUUCUCAGGUGUUGCGCCUCCUGGCCUCGAUGGUUGCUCUGGGUCACACAUCCUCACAGCAGAACUCUGAGAUAUCCAACGAGAACGGAGUCGGAGACAAAACCUCUGUCGUCAGCAGCCUGCUGUUCCAGCUCAAUCAGACACUGCAGACAGCAGCGCAGAUGGCAGAAAAACAGAUCCAGUAUCCCCUCCUGGGACCGCCCUCCACCCCUCUGGCCUCAGCUCUGUCCAGCGGCAGCUGUCAGUGUCAGGUUGCAGCCCUGCAGCUUUCCCUCCACCUGCAGCAGCUGGAGUCGUCCGGGCUCGACGAGUCGUCUGAGCUCCAAACUCAGAUCUGUAACGUUUUUAAAUCACUAGUAAUUCAGCUUCAAGAAAUUCUGAAUAAAUGCAAAGGAGAUUUAUUGGAAAUGAAAGAAAGCAAAUUAAAACCCCAGCCCUCCUUAUUAGAAACUCUAAUCUUCUUUGUUGAGACGGUGAGCAUAGUGUUGUGGACAGCUAGUUACUGUGCCAAGAUCCUCCGACCGCUCAAGACAAGUUUACAAAAGAAGAAGAAGAAGAAAAAGGAUGCUAACACAGCACUGCCUGCUGUCGUGUGUGGGUUCCAGGAGUUGACAGGGAGCUUACAGGACCUGCUCACUCAGGCAUUGGAGCAUAUAAAGGGCCAAGAAGUGGGCAUUACAGCCCUGAAACUCACCAGUUUAACCUUGGAAGGAUGCACACAGGAGGAGGCGUCGUUUACCAAGGCUGCUAUGGACAAGGUGCAGAGCAGUUACCUGCGUUCGCUACAGGAGGUGGGAGACCUGCUCAGAAAGAGAGCAGAGACUAUAAAGAACCUCAAAAUCUGAACACACACAAAGCAGACUCACGAUGACUGUACAACACCACCACCACCACCCCAACCCCCGCUCUGUCAGCCCACCAGCUAACUCGUGUGUCCUCUGUACCGGACCUUGUCAUGCUCUGUCCUUUCUGACCUCUUACUGUUUUUUUUUUUUUUUGUGUGUGUGCGUGUGCGUGUGUGUGUGUGAACUCUUGUCUGGAUUUUUUUCCUCCUACAUGCCAACUCAAACCUCUGGAACAUCUAAAUCUCUUAUAGCACAUACGCCUGUAAGUUAAAUCAUGAGUUUAUACAGCUAAAUAAAAAUAAAGCAACCAGCUGCACUCUUUAAAAAGAAUUCUAUCUAGAUCAGAUUAGGGAACAUAAAUACAGUUUUAGGAGCUGAUAAAUUAUUGUACAUAAUAAAACCCACAGCUCAUGGACUUGUGAGACACAGUACACCACUGUCCUGUUUAUCUGAUCUUCUCCGAUGAUGUCACAACCACAGUAACACACAGUGAGACACACUCAUUUCUGAUGAGGAAAGCUGCUUUUUCGGCUGCUUCUCUGUUGAAGGAGCUAACGGGCACAAUUUUCUGAUGAACCUUUAGAAAAAUCCAACCAUGGCUGCCAGCAGAAAGCCUUAGGACUGAUGUUUCCUCACUCAAAUUUAUUUGGUUUUGUGCAUUUUGUUUCACUUUGAACCACCUCUGUAGUUUCAGUAUUAUAACAGGAUGAAUGAACUAAAUGUUUUUUUUAUUUAUUUUUUUAUUGACUUGAGUGGAAGUGUUUGUAAACAAGGCUGUUGUGGAUCCACGCAUCUUUAGUGGCUGGACUGAAUCUAAUUAUUUAAAAAUUGUUUGAGUGAAGGUCUUUUUCCACGAAUGUUCAGCAGAAACGUGCUGCAGGCUGGUGAGACAGUCUGACGCAAAACUACACAACUUUUCUGUUCUCUGGGGCGGCUCUUCUGUCUCAAACCGAUGGUGGUGUGUUUUUGCAGACAAACAUUGGACCUAACUGUAAAUAAAAUCUGAAGAGUUCUAUGAGGACUCGAGUGUGUUUCAAAAGCAGGAAGAUAUUUAUACGGUUUUCUUCUUUGGCAUUUUCUCCUUUAGUCACCCUCUUUCUUCUAAACCAAAAUUUUCUCAUGCCUUUUGUUCUUUCCAUUUGAGUUUACAAACUUCACUGAGGAGCACUGAUGGAUUGCUGUUGGUGCUGCUGGAGCUUUGUUUUAGGAAUGUGGCAGAGCAGCUUAAAAUGACCCCCCCCCCCCCCCAUAAGUCAAGGUUCAUCUAGUCACUUUCACAACCAUUAAAUGCCUUGAAUGUUUUUUAAGAGUUAGGCUCAUCUUUUUGGGUGAAUUUGUGGCUGCAGAGAAGAUGUUUGUGAUCUUACUUCAUGUGCUGUUGAGGUUCAGAAUGAUGGUUGACAAUCUAGAGUGUCAUCUCACCACCCUCCCCCUUUUUGUUAGAAAAUGGAAAACAGAAACACUGGAAUGUCUAAGCUUUUUUAAAUAAAAAGGGUAAAUGUGA